This is a messenger RNA of Scomber scombrus (Atlantic mackerel), 1935 nucleotides long. RefSeq names its product actin-binding LIM protein 3-like. Gene Ontology annotation, cellular component: actin cytoskeleton; stress fiber. Gene Ontology annotation, biological process: cytoskeleton organization; lamellipodium assembly; cilium assembly. The record is from RefSeq and is a predicted model, not a curated record. Gene Ontology annotation, molecular function: actin filament binding. The transcript is spliced from 22 exons. NCBI's taxonomy places the organism in Eukaryota, Metazoa, Chordata, Actinopteri, Scombriformes, Scombridae. Bases 1 to 1935 code for a protein of 644 amino acids.
AUGAGUGGACCGACAAAUGUUCAGUACCAAUCAGGCCUUUAUGAAGGAAACAACAACAGCAGCUCUCCUCUUUCCAGCCGCGGAAAUUCACCCAUUGUGUGUGAGCGGUGUGGGGAGGUGUGUCGUGGGGAGGUGGUGCGCGUCAAGAACACACACUUCCACGUGAACUGCUUCACCUGUCAAGUGUGCGGCUGUGAUCUGGUGGACUCAGGUUUCUUCCACCACUCUGGCGAAUAUAUCUGUACUGAGGACUACCAGCGGCUCUACGGGACCCAGUGUGACAGCUGUGACCAGUACAUCACUGGAGAAGUGGUAUCUGCCCUGGGCAGGACUUACCACCCACAAUGUUUUGUGUGCAGCCUCUGCAGGAGUCCCUUCCCGAUUGGAGACAGGGUGACCUUCUGUGGGAAGAAGUGUGUGUGUCAGCAGUGCUCACACACUCUGAAGAGCGACAAGCCGGUCAAGGUCCAUGGGCCGAGCUACUGUGCAGGCUGUGGCGAGGAGAUCAAACAGGGUCAAUCUCUGCUGGCUCUGGAGAGACAGUGGCACGUCAGUUGUUUUAAAUGCCGAACGUGUGGCUGUACGCUCACUGGAGAGUACAUCAGCAAGGAUGGGAUACCUUACUGUGAGACUGACUACCACGCUCAGUUUGGGAUCAAGUGUGAAGGCUGUAAAAGAUACAUCAGCGGCAGAGUACUGGAGGCUGGGGGGAAGCACUAUCACCCGAGCUGUGCCAGGUGUGCCCGCUGUCACAUGAUGUUCCUGGAAGGAGAGGAAAUGUACCUAGCAGGUUCAGAGGUUUGGCACCCGAUGUGUAAAGAAGCAGCUCGGCUCCAGAGAAAACUGAGGCUGAGACGUACCUCUGAGACGGCGUCCAUUUCUCCUCCGGGCUCCUCUCCCCUCCUCGGCUCCCCUCACAGACUCAUCUGCUCAUUGGGCUCCUUAUCACCAUACUCACAUGAUCUUUUGGACGGCAUGGAGUUGAGAACGAGACGUUCCUCCAGCUCUGCCUUUACUGAUUCUCCUGCACAGAGUCGCCACGGAGGGUCCCCACUGCAUUAUUAUCUCCCGGGCAGUGAAAGUGGCAGGAGUUCACCCUAUUACAGUCAGCCAGAGCCCAGGUGCACCACACCCACCACCACAACACUUCAAGCCCCCAAGCAUUUCCAUGUGCCAGCAUCUGAGGAAAGCAAUAUCUACAGGAAACCCCCCAUCUAUAAAAGACAAGACAUCUCAGCGUCUCCGACAGCCAGUAAGAGAAAGACCAAUGAGAACCUUCUCAAUUCCAGUCGUCUUUCCUCCUCAAACUGUAACAGCGUUUAUCACCCUGACUCUAAUUACUACCCCUAUACUGGCUCUCCAAAAGUCUCCAGAACAAGGAGGUUUUCGUCUGGAGGGGAGGAGGAUGGAUGGAAUCACAAUAUAAACAGGGGGAUCGGACGGUUGAUCCUAAAGGAGGAGAUGAAGGCGCGGUCAGGCAUUCACGACAAUGACCAAUGGGGGAGCAGACGCAGUUCACGCUGUAGCAGCAAGGAGGCGCUUAACAGUCUCGGAGGAUACAGCUCCCUGAACGGCUCCCCCAGGUCCGUCUACAGUGCAGACAGCGAUUCAUACAUUGCCAAAUCUGCCUCGUUGCCAGGCUACGGCAGAAAUGGGCUGAACAGGCCUGGGAGUGCUGGUGCAGAUUAUUACCAGUAUGACAGCAGUAAUGCAGUUAAUUGGCAGAUCAGAGAAUACAAGAUCUACCCAUAUGAAGCUCUAAUGGUGUCAGUCAGGGGGCAUCAGCGUCUUCCCAGUGAUGUGGACCGAGCCAGACUAGAGCGUCACCUCUCACCAGAGGAGUUCCACAGAGUCUUUGGCAUGUCCAUGUGUACCUUUGACCAUCUCGCUCAGUGGAAGAAGAAUGAACUUAAGAAACAGUUCCGACUCUUUUGA